Molecule: messenger RNA, 537 nt
Organism: Auanema sp. JU1783
Lineage: Eukaryota; Metazoa; Nematoda; Chromadorea; Rhabditida; Rhabditidae
Source: the annotation of a GenBank genome assembly
AUGUUGGUGCACGCUCAACGAGCAUUUCUAUUCCUUGAGUUUGAGCCGAGUAGCCUUCCGUUCAAUCUUUCACAGAAGCAGUUGGAUUACAUGUCAACGAGGACAGUUGGAUCUUACCAUCUAAAGACUUUCAAAGAAAUAUUUUAUCCGGUUUAUUUCGUUGUUGCGAUUCUGCUAGUUUCAGUAGUGACUGUAUUCACUGCAUUUGAGAUCAUCCGUACUAUCCACAAGAAACAAAGCCUUAUGUCUACCGGAGCAUCCAGUCAUCAUUUGAAAGUGCUGAAGAUCCUAACGAUCCAGGUGGUUUGUACUUUAUCCGUAUCUGGAUGUACUCCUAUCGGAAUAGCCCUUUCGCUUUUUAUCCCUGUAAAUUCAACCGUAAUUUAUGGUUGCUUGUAUCUGUUGGGUACUAACUCUCUGGUCCAGUCUGUUCUCAUCAUCUGUUUGAACCCAGUUUCCCGGAAAACUGUCCUGACUCUCAUUGGCUUCCACAAACCUGAAACAAGGAAGACUACUGUCCGAGUAGAUGCAAAGUAG